GCCAACACCAUUCGUAUGAUACUGUUUGGAGAGAUGGCUGAUUCAAAGGUGGUGGUUCCAGAGUCUGUGCUAAAGAAGAUCAAGAGGGAAGAGGAAUGGGCAUUGGCCAAGAAACAGGAAGCUGAAGCUGCUAAGAAGAAGAGCGUUGAGACCCGCAAGCUUAUCUUCAAGAGAGCUGAGCAGUAUGCCAAAGAAUACGCCCAGAAGGAUAAUGAGUUGAUCCGUUUGAAGCGAGAGGCUAAGUUGAAAGGAGGGUUCUACGUUGAUCCUGAGGCAAAGCUGCUCUUUAUCAUCCGUAUCCGUGGUAUCAACGCCAUUGACCCCAAAACCAAGAAAAUUCUGCAGCUCCUGCGUUUGAGUCAGAUAUUCAAUGGUGUGUUCCUUAAGGUGAACAAGGCAACAAUUAACAUGUUGCGUCGUGUUGAGCCUUACGUGACUUAUGGAUACCCUAACCUGAAGAGUGUUAGGGAGCUGAUAUACAAGAGGGGUUAUGGGAAGCUGAACCACCAGAGGAUAGCACUUACAGACAACUCUAUAGUAGCUGAAGGUCUAGGAAAGCACGAGAUCAUCUGCGUGGAGGAUCUGAUCCACGAGAUCAUGACCGUUGGACCUCACUUCAAAGAAGCCAACAACUUCCUUUGGCCGUUCCAGUUGAAGGCACCACUCGGUGGACUUAAGAAGAAGAGGAACCACUAUGUUGAAGGUGGUGAUGCUGGAAACAGGGAGAAUUUCAUCAACGAGCUUGUCAGGAGAAUGAAUUGAUUAUGAUGAUAGCUUCCUUCUUUAUCUUUCCCAAUUUCAUAAAGUUUUGGUUGAAUCUCAGUUUUCUUUUUUUUUCUUCCUCAUAUUAGAGACCAAUAUGAUCUUUUUCGGAGAUUAGGCUUUGCUUAGAGACCAAUAUGAUCAAGUCUGAAACAAGCAGUAGGUAUCUCAGCAACCUCAAGAGCAUAGUUCUUUGAUAUC
Messenger RNA from Brassica rapa (field mustard), 963 nucleotides. Its product is annotated as 60S ribosomal protein L7-3. Lineage: Eukaryota; Viridiplantae; Streptophyta; Magnoliopsida; Brassicales; Brassicaceae. Gene Ontology annotation, molecular function: structural constituent of ribosome; RNA binding. The record is from RefSeq and is a predicted model, not a curated record. Gene Ontology annotation, cellular component: cytosolic large ribosomal subunit. Gene Ontology annotation, biological process: maturation of LSU-rRNA from tricistronic rRNA transcript (SSU-rRNA, 5.8S rRNA, LSU-rRNA).